Periconia digitata is the source of this 1429-nucleotide messenger RNA. The record is from the annotation of a GenBank genome assembly. NCBI's taxonomy places the organism in Eukaryota, Fungi, Ascomycota, Dothideomycetes, Pleosporales, Periconiaceae.
AACAGCAAUUAGUUCCGCCGCAAUGGAAUACCUCCCCGCUUUGCAACACGGCAUAGAUGACCUAAAACCCUCCCUUUUCGAGCUGCUCUCCGAACAGCAGUUGGCUGCCCUUCUUCCACCGUCGCUCCGCUACCUCCUCGCCGUCUCCACACAUCGAUACCCACGCUACCUGCUGCCUAUACUGAACUCAUUCGAUGAGGCCUACGCGCUGCUCAUGCUCUUAGUCGAGCGCCACUUCCUCACCACAUACGGCGGCUCCUUUACAGAGAACUUCUAUGGCCUGAAGCGCGCUCGAGUGCUGCGCGUCAAGGGGGGUGAAGUACCUCGUGCCCAACUAGGUGCGAGUGAGAGCGUUAGGCAGGCUGUCAAGUUGGGAAGGGGAGAUGUCUGGCGCAAUCUGGCUGUGCUUGUCGGUCUACCGUGGCUGAAGAGGAAACUGGACGAGAGCUACGAUAUUCAUGCCGCACAUUCCAAUAUAUUGGGCUCGACAUACAAUCGAAAUGCAGACACAUUGCGCCCCGGUGCUACGAUCAAGGAAAAGCUCAUGUUUUACUACAAAUGGUUUCUACGGCAUGUCUACCCCAGUGUGAAUGCUGCGUACUACUUCUCUUUACUCGUUUUCAACAUGGCCUAUCUGUUCGACGGCUCCAAAUACAGCUCGCCUUUCCUUUGGCUCAUAGGCACUCGGAUACGGAGAUUGGGGGAUGCGGACUACAAGGCCAUUGAAAUCGCAACACAGCCAGCAAAGACAGCCCCUGCGAGACCUGGAGAGGCGGGAUCCAUUUUCACCCCGAGGAACAUGGCUCGCAUAGUCAGGCCCAGACUCAUGAGCUCACUGCGGAUACUUUUGCCGACGAGCAUAUUUGCCCUCAAGUUCUUGGAGUGGUGGUAUGCUUCCGACUUUGCCCGCCAGCUGUCACGGAAAGCCGCCGAAAAUAUUGACCUGCCACCACCAGUGCUUCCCAGUUUGCCCAGCUCCAACAAGAAGAGUGUGGCCGAGCAGAGCACAGCUGGGGAGAAGGAUCAAACACGCCCGUCGCCUUCGAAGGAACAAUCAAAAACACCAGACCCUCCCAUAGCAUCGUCUACAUUGCUACCCAUCCUCACGGUGCCCAUCCCAUCCGAGUCCCAGCUGUGCCCCAUCUGCGUCACACGCAUCAUGACGCCCACUGCUUCGCCGACAGGUUUUGUAUACUGUUAUAAGUGCAUACAUCAGUGGGUAGAAGGUGCACACGAGCGGCAGGUGGCUUUUAUGGAAGGCGCGGCGGGGUUCAAGGACCAAGGUGGCGAGGAGGAAGAAGAAGAAGAAGGAUGGAGCAACGAAGAAAGCAGCCGAGAGGGUCGAUGGGAAAGUGGGAAAGGCAGAGACGCUGUCACGGGAAGGCGCAUGCUAGGCGGUACAGAGGCUCUAAGGCGUGUGGUUGUAUGA